CAUUCAGUCAUUCGGACUUAUUGAGCGUCCGGGACUGGACUGAGCGCUCCGGAGGGGCGGUUCGGACGCAGGUAGACCCCCUCGCCGCCCCAACAACGGGCUGGAAGGCUAGAAGGGGAAGGGAGAGAACGAGACAAGGAGGCAGGCAGCACUACCGUCCACAUAAAUACAAUUAUUGAGCUCUUCAUUCAUUCAUUCGGACUUAUUGAGCGCCAGGACUGGACUGAGCGCUCCGGAGGGGCGGUUCGGACGCAGGUAGACCCCCUCGCCGCCCCAACAACGGGCUGGAAGGUUAGAAGGGGAAGGAAGAGAACGAGACAAGGAGGCAGGCAGCACUACCGUCCACGUAAAGAGAAUUAUUGAGCUCUUCAUUCAUUCAUUCGGACUUAUUGAGCGCCCAGGACUGGACUGAGCGCUCCGGAGGGGCGGUUCGGACGCAGGUAGACCCCCUCACCGCCCCAACAAGGGGGUCGCAGUCUAGAAGGGGGAGGCACACAACGAAACAAGGAGGCAGGCAGCACUACCAUUCACGUAUAUAGAAUUAUAGAGCUCUUCAUUCAUUCAUUCGGACUUAUUGAGCGCCCAGGACUGGACUGAGCGCUCCGAAGGGGCAGCUCGGACGCAGGUAGACCUCCUCACGCCCCCGACAAGGGGCUGGAAGGCUAGAAGGGGGAGACACACAACGAAAUAAAGAGGCAGGCAGCACUACCGUCCACAUAAAGAGAAUUAUUGAUCUCUUCAUUCAUUCAUUCGGACUUAUUGAGCGCCCGGGACUGGACUGAGCGCUCCGGAGGGGCGGUUCGGACGCAGAUGGAGACCCUCACCGCCCCAACAACGGGCUGGAAGGUUAGAAGGGGAAGGAAGAGAACGAAACAAGGAGGCAGGCAGCACUACCGUCCACGUAAAGAGAAUUAUUGAGCUCUUCCUUCAUUCAGUCGGACUUAUUGAGCGCCCGGGACUGGACUGAGCGCUCCGAAGGGGCGAUUCGGCUGCAGGUAGACCCCCUCACCGCCCCAACAACGGGCAGGAAGGGGGAGACACACAACGAAACAAGGAGGCAGGCCUCACCACCACCCACAUCAAUAGAAUUAUUGAUCUCUUCAUUCACUCAGGCGUAUUGAUUGAGUGCAGAACACUGGACUAAGCGCUCGGAAGGGACAAUUCGGCGACAGCCCAGGCUGCUCCGAGUCGUUGCAAGUCUCCAGGAAAAACUGCUGAAUCCCAGCUCUGCUAUUUGCCUGCUGUGUGACCUUGGCAGGCAUCGGAGUAGGCAGGAUGGAUUCAACCCCGACCAACCCCCCUGCCUCCAGAAGAGCGGCAGCUUCCCGGGACUCCCCCAGGGGCCAGGGCUCCAGCCGCCGCCGCCAGCGGGGCCUGCCGUCCGAUAGCCCCGACCCGUCCCCGCCGCUGCCCCCCGUGAGCCAGCGCCUGGCCGUCCUGCGCCCGUCACGGGAGCUCCUGGAGCACUACCGGAAGAAGAUCGCCGAGUUCGACGAGGAGCAUGAGGCCCUGACAGCCAGACUGGACAAGUACAAAGCCACCUGCGAGGAGCAGCACAAGCUCCAGUGGGAAAUGCGUCAGCGGGAGGAAGAGAUCGCCGAGCUGCAGAAAGCCCUGAGCGACAUGCAGGUGUUCCUCUUCCAGGAGCGAGAGCACGUGCUGCGUCUCUACUCGGAGAACGACCGGCUGAAGAUCAGGGAGCUGGAAGACCGGAAGAAAAUUCAGCACCUCUUGGCCUUGGUAGGAUCGGACACGGGAGACCUGACCUAUUUUCACAAGGAGCCCCCGCACAAGGUCACCAUUCCGCAGAAGCCACUGCGGGCCGGGGAACCCCAGGAACGCAAAGAGAACCUCGUUUCCAGGACAGGUCCAGCAAAAAGCACGGCCAAGCCAGCAGCCAGAGGGGAGGCUCCCCAAGACCCCGGAACCUACCAGAGGGACAAUCAGACACUCAUACUGCAGGUGGAGGCCCUGCAGGCCCAACUGGAGGAGCAGACCAAGCUGUGCAAGGACCGGAUCGAGGGUUUCCUGGAGGACAGGCGGAUCCGGCUGGAAGAAGCCCAGGUCCAGCACCAGAGAGACCAGGACAAGAUCAAGGCACUGGCCGACAAACUCCGGCGAACCCAGGACCUGUUGUUCGAGAGCACCCGCGACUACCUGAGGCUCAAGUCGGACGUCCGGGUCAAGGAGAAGUCCUGGCUGGCCGAGAAGGACCACUUGCUGAAGGAGAAGGACGAGUUCCGGGAGCAGCUUCAGGAACGGGAGGAGAAGAGAGGCGGCAGACAACUCUCACCACCCCAUCCGGAGCCCACAUGGGCAAACGGCGACUACGUUAAGGUGCUGCGGGAGAAGUUAGCCCAAGAGCAGAAGCUGUCCAACAUGUACCGCGAACAGUGUGUAGCCUUGGAAGACGACCUGGCCCGAAUCCGGGAAGAAGGAGACGUGGGGCGAGAGAUUUUCAAGGAGCGCUCUGACAAGUUGGGGAAGCGUCUACAGCUGAUGACCCGGCGCUACGAAGCGCUGGAGAAGCGACGUUGCAUGGAAGUGGAAGGUUUUAAGGCGGACAUCAAGAACCUCCGGCAGAAACUGAAGGAUGUGGAGAAGUUGUUGUUCCAGGUGACGCUCAACGUGGGGCCGGACCAGGACUUGGCCAUCCUGCAUGAGGUCCGCCAGGGGAACCGGCGGACUCAUAAGAUCCAGGGGGAGCUGAAAAGCCUUAAGGCCAAGAUCUACCGGCUGGAGAGCGAGCUGAGGGCCUGCUGAGGGCCGCCCGGCAGGGCCUUCUGGGUGGCUAGGGGCCGAGCGCUGCCCCCUCUGAUCGGCCACCCCAUCUAUGCUUGGGGGUGGAGCCCAAGGAUGGCGGCAAAUGGCCUUCAAGGACGCUCUCUCGCCCAGCUUCCCGUAUCCUGGCCUGGCAGAGUGGCCGCAGCUGAAAUGGAGCUGCUGAUGGAUGUCCCCGGUAACCUCGGCGGGACGGCAGAUCUCCCGGCAGGGGCCAGAGGGACCUCCAGAGGGGAACUGCAGCCGGCCCCGGUUGAGGUGCUGAGACCCAGAUGCCACCUCUGAAGGCACCGUGGCCAGGGGGUGGGGGCACGGGACAGCAGGCCGGACUCGUCAGAGGCGGUGCCGAUGCUGGCAAUAACGAGGACAGUCGUGGUGAUGAGGGGGAGGAGGAUGAUCAGACCCAGAGGUGGAAGAAGGGAGAGGAUCCCUGGCCAGCACUCCAGCCCGACUCUGUCCCGUCCGGACUUGGCGGGCCUGAUGCGCGACCUGGCAUCGGGCCCCACCUAGUCCUGCUUGGGCGCACCUUCCCCAUCCGGGGGCCGGGGCGCGGGGCAGUUUCUAUGGGGGCAGCUCUGUCCAGGCCCAGUUGUCCCCCGGGCUGCCGGGGCUACCAGCCCAAGCACGGUGUCGGCUGGGACUGCCGACCUCCUCCCGGCUAAGGCUCCCGAGUGGAAGCCACGGGCUCCUAGCCACCUUAGCCCCGAACACUUACAGACCGGGUUCUGGCCGGGAGCCACUCACGAUACGUACUGGGUCCUGGGGAGCGGGGGGAGCGGGGGCCCCUCGGGAAACAGGUUAUUUCAGAGUCAGAAUUUUUUCAUUAAAGAUGGAAGUUGUGUAUCUCUUUUUUUAAAA
Molecule: messenger RNA, 3639 nt
Organism: Ornithorhynchus anatinus (platypus)
Lineage: Eukaryota; Metazoa; Chordata; Mammalia; Monotremata; Ornithorhynchidae
Gene: CCDC77
Product: coiled-coil domain containing 77
Exons: 13
Coding region: 1276-2763 (495 amino acids)
Cellular component (GO): centrosome
Source: RefSeq, a predicted model, not a curated record